Saccostrea cuccullata (small rock oyster) is the source of this 1871-nucleotide messenger RNA. Its product is annotated as protein LIAT1-like. Bases 209 to 1063 code for a protein of 284 amino acids. NCBI's taxonomy places the organism in Eukaryota, Metazoa, Mollusca, Bivalvia, Ostreida, Ostreidae. The record is from RefSeq and is a predicted model, not a curated record. The transcript has 2 exons. Gene Ontology annotation, biological process: protein arginylation.
UAUUUUGUGCUAUUUUUCUCGUUCACAGAAAUUUAUCUGCUUAAUUCUUGAUAAAGUUAUAUUCCAAAAGGUUAAUAUGCAACGUGUGUUAGUUUUUAAGCACUAAGAAAUCUCCACAGAAGCUGACAGUGGUGUUAUAUCACGCGGAUGCGUAGUUUACAUUGUAUGCGUUAAGUGGUCAAUAAGCUUGAAGGAAUUUUCAAAGGAAAUGGAUAAUAAACAGACUUCAAAGAAAUCUAAAAAGAGUGUAACAACAACCGAUAAAAAUAAUAACAAAAAUGGCAGUAAGAAGAAAAAGAAAAACAGGAAAUCUGCAAAUAAAUCGGACAAUAAAGACAGCGACCAGAGCCCAGAUACUUUGGAAGUCGAGGGACUAGGUGCAUUGGAUAACACGCAAGGUGUCGACUCGGAUUCAUCACUUGCCUAUCAAGAAAGCUCCAAACGAGGCUCAGGUCCUCCGGAAAAUGCUACUCAAAACAGACUGGAAAACACCUCAACUGCCGUGGAAGUCGAGGCCAAGAAAACGUCAUCAUCCAAUCUGCAGAUCAGUGUUGCUGCCAUCUCCAUAAAGCCUUCCAGAUCACAGGACUCCCUCAGAGAAGCUCCUGUAAAGGAGACGUCGUCAGCCAUGAUCACAAGGCAAAGAAGUGUCAUCACUAAAAACAAUAAAUACAAAACAAGCAUAAACACUACAUUGAAAACGGGAUAUCAAUUUGGUGCUAAAUCACUUCCAAGAAAUUCGUCCUGUGUUAAUCUUCCAGCCAGUAAGAAUGAGAGUUUACGAUGGGACAAUCCGGCGGACGGAUCCGACGAGGAGGACGAGAGAAUUAGGUUGUAUAAAAUCAAUAGAAGGAAAAGAUAUUUAGCAGCAGCUCAGGCAAAAGGCCUAGGAUGGGCAGCAAAUUAUAAGAAUGGAACACCAGUAAACGAAGACUCAGGGAUAGAGGCCAAGGACUCCCGAACAGCUGCCAGGAAUGAUAAUCACGUGAUGUCAGACUUUAGUCCAAUGAAAAGCCUGGCACCAACAGCAUCAAAUUCUGGCCUCGCUAUGGUAGAAUGUUGAUGAUGUUUAUUGUUUAAUUUAUUGAUAAUUAUUGUAAUUGUAGUACAAAAUGUAAACAUUUUAUUCAUUAACACUGUAUAUGUACAUGUUAUUUUGUACUAUUUUUUCAUUAAUAAUUUUCUUCUGAUGCAGAAAAAAAUAAACCUUUAGGCUAGUUGUUAAUGCAAACAAAAAUUUCUUUUUUAAAAUAUUCAAACUAGAUACUAGUAAUUCUACUCAAAACGGUCACAACCAUAUGUUAAGUGCUAUUUGUUCAUGAACCAAUCAUUCAUUCUUCGUUUCAUUGGGUUACUGAUUAACAAUUACAUGUUCUACUAGUCAGCUGUAUUUCAAUGUUUGUUUAUACUUAAUUUUGUAGUUAUUCUUUAUUUUUACUACACAGCAUAAUUUCUUUUAUCAUGACCACCCUGCAUUGAAUUAUUGAUGAUAAACAUAUCUUUACUAAAAAAGAAAAUAUUUAUGUAUUUUUUGGCCUUGCUGAGUUUUGAUCCAUGGAUGAAAUUCUUCGAACUGGACACAAGAAGGAAAGAAUCAUCCAACAAAAUUCUGAUAUUUUUUUUAUUUAGUUUGAUUGUAAGGGGGAAAUGAAUUUUUACAAAUAUUUUUUUAAGAUUUUAUUUUCCGAGGUAAAAUUUUUGCUUCAGUUAAUUGCAUGUGAGCAUAUACAUUUUCUAUUUACUACUUUCAUUCUUUUUUUGUUUGGUCAAAAUCAUUUAUUACCAUAAAUUUUUAUUGGUUUUUUUGUUAUAUUAUAAAAUGCUUUAGAACCUUAAGCUUAUUUCAUUUAAUAAAUGAAUUCAAUAUCGAA